This is a messenger RNA of Pseudopipra pipra, 2999 nucleotides long. It is a transcript of the gene CD40, whose product is annotated as CD40 molecule. NCBI's taxonomy places the organism in Eukaryota, Metazoa, Chordata, Aves, Passeriformes, Pipridae. The transcript is spliced from 9 exons. The record is from RefSeq and is a predicted model, not a curated record. Gene Ontology annotation, molecular function: antigen binding; transmembrane signaling receptor activity; protein binding. Gene Ontology annotation, cellular component: external side of plasma membrane; membrane; CD40 receptor complex. Gene Ontology annotation, biological process: immune response; cellular response to interleukin-1; positive regulation of tyrosine phosphorylation of STAT protein. Bases 72 to 908 code for a protein of 278 amino acids.
CAACGCCCCUUCCUGGGCGGGAACGGACCCGGGCGUUCUUAGGGCGGCGGCGGCGGCCGGGGCUCAGCGCCAUGAACCGGCUGGGGCUGCUGGGGCUGCUCUCCGCGGCGCUGCUGGGCUGCUGGGAGCCUGGUGAUGCCUUAACGUGCUCUGAUAAGCAGUAUGAGUACAAGGGCAGGUGCUGCAACCGGUGUCGGCCAGGGGAAAAGCUGGUCUCCGAGUGCGAUAAAACAGAAACCUCUGUCUGCACCGUCUGUGAGAUGGGGCAAUAUCAGCAGAGCUGGACCAAGGAGAAGCAUUGUGCUCCUCAUGACAUCUGUGAACACAACGCUGGACUCAUCGUGAAGACACAUGGAAAUGCCACGCACAACACGGUGUGCCAGUGCCAGCCUGGCAUGCACUGCUCGGACACCAGCUGCCAGACCUGCGUGGAGAACCAGCCCUGCAGGCCCGGCUCUGGCUUCGUGGCAGCCAAGGCCAUGGAAAGGAAGACAUCCCCCUGUGAACCCUGUGCAGAAGGCACCUUCUCCAACGUCUCUUCUAAAACUGAGCCAUGCCAUCUUUGGACAAGCUGUGAGGAAAAGGGGCUGGCUCUGAAGGUGAAAGGGACAAACACCUCGGAUGUGAUCUGCGAGUCGGGCAGGCGCUCCUCGCUGUCGGUGCUGAUCCCCGUCACGGCCGCAGUCGUCACGUGCCUCGUGGGUGUCUGCAUCUACUGCCUGGUCGACAGAGAUUCCAGACGACGGGUGCAGAAGGAGGCUGGGAUGCCCGGAGAGAACGCAAAUAAGCAGCAGCCCACGGAGCAGGAUGAGAAUGUCUUGCCUGUGCAGGAGACCCUACUCAGAGGCCAGCCUGUGGUCCAGGAGGAUGGCAAGGAGAGCCGCAUGUCGGAGCAGGAGAUGGUGUGAGGGCGCAGGGCACUGCCUCCGACGGGAGCACGGACUGGGAACAGCACCAUCUCCACUGUCCCCUCUCCAGCUGGGGAGGAAAUCUGGCAUCUGGCCUGGCUGCGAGUGAUGUGAUACUGCGGUGGACCAUGGCACGACCACCCCACAGGAAUACCACCACAUCCAGCACCUGGUCUGGCCACCUGCCCUGGGCUGCCCUGGUGGAGCAAGGCUUAAUUGCCUGCACAGGGACAUGGAGCAAGGCUCGGCUGCCCACAUGGGUGCACGGAACAGGGUCCCAUCCUGCUGCCCAAGUGGGUGCUGCAGUGAAGCCCAGAGUGGCUGCUCCCCGGCUGACCCCUGGCAGAGCCUGGUGCACCCACCAGGGCUGCCACAGCAGAGUGUAGCAGCUGAUGGCAAGACCCCCAGCUCAGAGUCUCCCUGCGUGCUGGGGAUGCCACGGCCAGGAGUGGGGCCUGCGGGUGUGGGACUACCACGGCAGAACUGGAGCAGGGCCCGGUGGGUGCUGCUGCCAGGUGGGGCACCGGGUACCUCGUACCGGCCCAGUCCCCCAGUGCUGCCCAGCGCUGCCGGGCUCCGUGGGAUGAACCGGCGGGCCCGCGGCUCAGCUCUGGGACGGGGCGGGGAUCGGGGCGGCGGGGCCGGACCGCGGACACCGGCGUGCGGCGGCCGGGAGAUGGUGCUGCGGGACCGGCGCGGGCUGCGCGGGGAGGGACCGGCACCGCCCCGCGUGGGCUCCGAGUGGGUUCGGGGGGCGCUGGCCCCGGGACUGCCCAGCGCGGGCCCUUCUCCCGCGGCUCCCCCGCGCACCCGCCGGUACGUGCGGGAGCGGCCGCGCUCCGUCACCCUCCACCCACCGUUGGCAAAAACCUGUGAUUAAACGUCAUUAUCCGUCCCCUGUGAGUGAGCAGCCCGAGCCCCCGCGCCCACCGGCGCCCCCGGGACCGGCGCUUGCAGGUCUGAUGCUGCGGGAGAGACGUUCUGGGCAUGGGCAGGUGAUCCCAGGACAGAUGCUUCAACCAGAGGAGGGAGGGAAAAGCCACCACUAGCUAUGCUGACCCCCACCGUGGCCCCAGGACCUCACCAGCACACCCUGUCUGGGCCCACAGGGGACCGAGGGUGCAGGCAGGGCUGCCUGCAGCAUGCAGCUCUGUGACCUCUCCUUGCUGCUCCGGCAGCAGAUGCACAAGUGGGGUUCAUCCCGCUGCAGGGUGCUGGGGGGCAGCAGCAGAGCCACUGUGGUCCCCAACACACUGAUGUGGGGCUGGACUUCAGUGGCACCAAGCCCACUGCAGGCUUCAGGUACUGGGAGCAGCCACAGCCCGCGACCCACCACCACCUGAGCACAGGCAGCACGGCACAGCAAAGGCCAUAAAUCCCAGAGCAGGAGCAGCUGGAGCAAGGAGCGACUGCCUGUACAGGCAGUGGCACAUUAUUUAAGGUUCCUCUUAAAACCUAAUGUUAGGUUUAAUAAGGGAGAUAAAAGCAUGUCAGGAGCUUUCCCUCCUCUCAGGGCUCAGCGUUCCCAGCAGUGCCGAUGAGGUGGUCCCAGCCUGGCCAGCAUUCCCUUGGCACCAGCCUAGAGAACAUGCAGUUUUGGGGGCAAAUGUGACCCUGCUCCUGCUGGAGGAGGGGGCUGGUGUCAUGUGGGCCACAGAUGCAGAGUCUUUGGCCUCAAACAUGAAGCUUUUGGCCCCGAAUGGCCCCCAAAGGACUGUCUCCCCACAGUGGUGGGCCAGCCCCUCUGGGGCCACCUCCCCCAGGGCUGACCCUUCCCGGCUGGCACACAGCGUGUUCAGUGCCUGCUCCCGCAUGUCAGACAUGUGCCAUCUCGUUAGCCUGUCUGUCCCCCAAAGUGAGGAGGGAGAGCAUGUGAGGUCUAAUUGAAUGUAACUAAUUAUUCACUCUGCAAAUGCUCUGUUUAAAUGGGAUUGUGAGGGACAGAAUUACUCAUUCUGAAAAGGGGAGAGAAAGAGAGAAAGACAGAGAUAAAACAAAUAGAGGCGGAUGCUGGAGCUGCAGCUCUCUUUCUCCCCAGAAUACCAAUUACUGGAUGAAGUGAUUGUAUAAAUCUUUACCGAGUGAACGGAC